AUGGCUUCAACCCUCAAAUUGGUCUGUGCACUAUUCCUCCUCUGCCUUAUUGAGAAAGGAUACUGUCAUUGCGAGUCAGGAGAAUUUACAAUAGCGCAAGCCAAGACAGGAGCCGUUGUGUCAAGCAGACCAGAGUUCAGAGUGACAAUAAGCAACAAAUGUUCAUGCACACAACUGCACGUGACGUUGUCCUGCGAUGGAUUCCAGAGUGUAAAACCCGUUGGAGGAUUGACCAAAACUGGGUCUUCGUGUCUUGUUAACAAUGGCCAACCUAUAUAUGCACAAAAUACAUUCACUUUCACAUACGCUUGGGAUGCUGCUUUCCCAUUUAAGCCCCUCUCCUCAUCCGUUGCUUGUUCUUAA
Messenger RNA from Tripterygium wilfordii, 363 nucleotides. RefSeq lists its product as uncharacterized. NCBI's taxonomy places the organism in Eukaryota, Viridiplantae, Streptophyta, Magnoliopsida, Celastrales, Celastraceae. Gene Ontology annotation, biological process: cell fate determination. The record is from RefSeq and is a predicted model, not a curated record. The transcript has 2 exons. Bases 1 to 363 code for a protein of 120 amino acids.